AGAAAAAGGCUGCGAGCUUGCCUUCGCGUGGAAGACUUCAAGCCGGCCAAAGACUCCUUGUGGCAGCGGCGCUUGUCAGAACUCAUUCCUCCUCCUCCUGUCAUUCCAAUCCCAAUUUAACCCUGACCCUCUUUCCCUUCUUCCGGUCCCCAAACCCUAGCCACCACCGCCGGCGAUGGCGGGGGCGGCGGCCGACGGCCGGGAGAAGGUGAUCGCGGCGGCGCAGCAUAUCAUCAAGAGCCUCGCCACGUCCCCCAACGCCGCCGAGGACAUGCUCCGCAUCCUAUCCGGAUUCGACCACCGCCUCUCCGCCAUCCCCGACCUCUUCCGGUCCUCCGCUGCCCGCCUCGACGCCGCCGAGAAGGUCAUCCUCCACUGGGACGCGUCCAACGCCGACUCCUUGUGGGAAUCAUUCCCCGAUGACGCCGCCGAGUAUCUUGCCGCCGUCGACGAGGUCAUUCGCUUAGCGGGAGGUGGCGGCAGCGAAGACGACGACGACCUCUGCGGCCGAGCCGAGAGUGUGAUCCAGGUCGCCAUGGCCCGCCUCGAGGACGAGUUCCAGCACCUCAUCAACCGGAAUUCCGCUACCCUCGACGCCAAUUGCCUCCGAGAUUCCUUCGAAAGGUUCGCCCUUUCCUUUCCUUCUGAUUCCGGCAACCCCAUCGCCGAGGACUCGGACCCCUCAGUAGGAGGGGAGCAGCACGAGGCCAAUCCGGAGGAAAGAGGUGGGAAUUCCCCUUCAGACGAUCGGAGCUCCAAUUCGAUCCCUCCUGAGGUCAUCUCGGACCUCAAACAUAUCGCUGACCGGAUGAUCUCGACCGGCUACGGACGGGAGCUAUGCCAGGCCUACAUUGGCGCUCGGCGUGAAAUCCUGAAUGAGUGCCUCUCUGUUCUUGGAGUUGAUAAAUUGAGCAUCGAUGAGGUGCAGAGGAUCAAAUGGAAGGCUCUCGAUGACAAGAUGAAGAAAUGGAUUCGAAGUUUGAAGAUUGUUGUUAGAGUUCUUCUUCUGAAGGAGAGGAAGCUCUGCGAUCAGAUAUUUGCCGCCUCCGAUGAGCUCAAAGAGGAGUGCUUUAUAGAGGCCACCAAGGUUUGUGUCAUGCAGCUGCUCAACUUUGGGGAUGCUAUUGCUAUUGGGAAGUGGGCUUCGGAGAAGGUCUUCCGCAUACUGGGCAUGUAUGAGGCUCUUGCCGAUGUAUUGCCUGACCUCCUGUCCCUGCUCUCGGGGAAUUCGGAAGAGUUUAUUUUUCGGGAGGUUGAAGGGAAUCUUGGAAGGUUGGGGGAUGCAGUGAGGGGUGCGCUUGCCAGGUUUGGGAGUGCAAUUCAGAGGGAGACUUCACGGAAGCCAUUGCAGGGUGGAGAAAUCCACCCCCUGACCAAGUAUGUUAUGAAUUACAUUAGAUUGUUAGUGGGUUAUAGCAGCUCUCUUAAUGUGCUCCUCGCUGAUGGCGGAGAUAAUCCGGUAGGCGAUGAGAGCAUGACCCCAUUAAGCCAUUGCAUAUACGUGUUGAUCUCAGAUCUAGAAUGUAAACUCGAGGAAAAAUCCAAACUUUAUGAAGAUGAUGGUAUGCCAUAUAUAUUUUUGAUGAAUAACCUACUUUACAUGGUUCGAGAAGUUAAGGAUUCUGAACUGAAGAUACCGUUAGGAGAUGAUUGGGUCCGUAAAUGUAGGCGGCAAAUUCGGCAGUAUGCAACGAGCUAUCUCAGAGCUUCUUGGACUAAGGUCUUGUCUUGUUUGAAGGAUGACGGAUUGGGUGGGAGUGGAAGCUCUCAUAAUGCCUCCAGAGUGGCUCUCAAAGAGAGGUUCAAGAAUUUUAACUUGGCUUUUGAAGAGAUUUAUAGGACACAAACAAAGUGGAAGGUUCCAGAUUCCCAGCUUCGCGAAGAGCUGAGGAUAUCGAUAUCAGAGAAGGUCAUUCCCGCAUAUCGUUCAUUUGUGGGGAGGUUUCAUGGUCAAUUAGAGGGUGGGCGACAUGUUGCAAAGUAUCUGAAGUACACACCGGAGGAUAUAGAGAACUAUUUAGUGGAUUUGUUUGAAGGAUGUCCUUCACAGUCAAGCCAUCAUAGGAGAAAGCUUAGCUUAUAACAGUUGAGAUUCUGACCAAUUGUAAGCGCGGCUUUGUCAACUCUAGGAAGCCCCAGUUCAAGGAGUUUCUUCAUGCCCCAAUCUUCGAACCAGUGAAGCCCGACACAUUCUGCCAGCAUGUGAACCACUGCAGACUGUGUGAUGAUGUUGUCAAUCUUCGCUUCGCCU
Messenger RNA from Phoenix dactylifera (date palm), 2251 nucleotides. RefSeq names its product exocyst complex component EXO70A1-like. Gene Ontology annotation, biological process: exocytosis. Lineage: Eukaryota; Viridiplantae; Streptophyta; Magnoliopsida; Arecales; Arecaceae. Gene Ontology annotation, molecular function: phosphatidylinositol-4,5-bisphosphate binding. Gene Ontology annotation, cellular component: exocyst. The record is from RefSeq and is a predicted model, not a curated record.